Molecule: messenger RNA, 3639 nt
Organism: Colletotrichum spaethianum
Lineage: Eukaryota; Fungi; Ascomycota; Sordariomycetes; Glomerellales; Glomerellaceae
Product: pre-mRNA-splicing factor rse1
Exons: 3
Coding region: 1-3639 (1212 amino acids)
Biological process (GO): mRNA splicing, via spliceosome
Cellular component (GO): U2 snRNP; nucleus
Molecular function (GO): U2 snRNA binding; protein binding
Source: RefSeq, a predicted model, not a curated record
AUGGCGACGACCUCAAACAUGUUCCUGUACUCGCUGACCCUUCAGCCGCCUACCAAUGUCACCCAGGCGGUGUUGGGUCAGUUCUCAGGAACGAAAGAGCAGAACAUUGUGACGGCUUCGGGAUCUCGGUUGACAUUGCUUCGUCCGGACCCGUCACAGGGCAAAGUCAUUACCUUGCUCUCUCACGACAUCUUUGGAAUCAUCCGUUCCAUGGCCGCAUUCCGUUUGGCUGGAAGCAACAAAGACUACCUCAUUCUCGCGACUGACUCUGGAAGGAUCACCAUCAUCGAGUACAUUCCUGCACAGAAUCGAUUCCAACGUCUGCAUCUGGAGACUUUUGGCAAGUCUGGAGUGCGACGAGUCAUACCUGGGGAAUAUUUGGCCUGCGAUCCUAAGGGUAGAGCGUGUCUGAUUGCCUCGGUCGAGAAGAAUAAGCUUGUCUACGUUCUCAAUCGUAACUCGCAGGCAGAGCUCACAAUCUCGUCGCCUCUUGAAGCACACAAGCCUGGCGUUCUCGUGUUGUCCAUGGUUGCCCUGGAUGUUGGUUACGCGAAUCCGGUCUUUGCCGCGCUCGAGAUUGAGUACACAGAAGCAGACCAAGAUCCCACGGGAGAGGCGGCUCGUGAAGCAGAGACACAACUUGUUUACUACGAGCUGGACCUUGGGUUGAACCAUGUCGUCAGGAAAUGGUCUGAACCAGUCGACCCCACGGCUUCCCUGCUCUUCCAAGUGCCGGGUGGUCAGGAUGGCCCUAGUGGAGUCUUGGUCUGUGGCGAGGAAAACAUCACGUACAGGCAUUCCAACCAAGAAGCCUUCCGUGUACCGAUCCCGCGUAGGCGCGGUGCGACGGAAGACCCGUCGAGGAAGCGUCACGUCGUUUCCGGUGUGAUGCACAAGCUCAAAGGCAGUGCCGGCGCCUUCUUUUUCCUCCUGCAGACCGAAGACGGAGACCUCUUCAAGGCUACCAUCGACAUGGUCGAGGACGCUGAUGGUAAUCCCACUGGCGAGGUUAAGAGGCUCAAGAUCAAAUACUUCGACACCAUUCCAGUCUCAUCCAGCUUGUGUAUUCUCAAGAGCGGUUUCUUGUACGCCGCAAGUCAGUUCGGCAACCAUCAGUUCUACCAGUUCGAGAAGCUUGGAGAUGACGAUGAGGAACUCGAAUUCUCAAGCGACGACUUUCCCACAGACCCCAAGGCUGGAUACGACGCUGUGUAUUUUCACCCAAGACCUUUGGAGAACCUUGCCCUCGUUGAGAGUAUCGACUCGAUGAACCCUUUACUUGACUGCAAGGUGGCAAAUUUGACUGGCGAGGAUGCUCCACAAAUUUACACAGCCUGCGGCAACGGUGCUCGCAGUACAUUCAGGAUGCUAAAGCAUGGAUUGGAAGUCAAUGAAAUCGUGGCUUCAGAGCUACCCGGCAUUCCCUCAGCUGUGUGGACGUUGAAGUUGAACCGCGGCGACCAAUACGAUGCUUACAUUGUUCUGUCUUUCACCAACGGAACACUUGUUCUUAGCAUCGGUGAAACUGUUGAAGAAGUCAGUGACUCUGGCUUCCUAACAUCUGUGCCCACGUUGGCGGCACAGCUGCUCGGUGAGGAUGGUCUCAUCCAGGUUCACCCCAAGGGCAUUCGCCACAUUCGCCAUGGCCAAGUCAACGAGUGGGCAGCGCCGCAGCAUCGGUCCAUUGUCGCAGCUACCACAAACGAGCAUCAGGUUGCGGUGGCCCUGAGCUCGGGUGAGAUCGUCUAUUUCGAGAUGGACGGCGAUGGAUCUUUGGCCGAGUACGACGAGAAAAAAGAAAUGUUCGGUACCGUUACUUGUCUGAGCUUGGGCGAAGUUCCGGAAGGACGCCUUCGAAGCUCAUUCUUGGCUGUCGGCUGCGAUGAUAGCACCGUGCGUGUUUUAUCGCUGGACCCGGAGUCGACGCUCGAGAGCAAGUCGGUGCAAGCUUUGACUGCACCUCCCUCGUCUUUGGCAAUCAUUGCCAUGGAUGACUCCUCGUCUGGGGGAUCAACCCUUUAUCUUCACAUCGGCCUUCACUCUGGUGUCUACCUUCGUACAGUUUUGGACGAGAUCACUGGAGAGCUGACGGACACAAGACAAAAGUUCCUUGGCCCCAAGCCGGUGCGGUUAUUCCAGGUCACUGUUCAAGGGCGGACUUGCGUCAUAGGGUUGAGCUCACGUCCAUGGCUUGGAUACUCUGACCCUAUCACUCGUGGCUUCGUAGUUACGCCCUUGAACUACGUUGACCUUGAAUGGGUCUGGAACUUCAGCAGUGAGCAGUGCGAAGAAGGUGUUGUCGGCAUCCAAGGCCAAUCGUUGAGAAUUUUUGCAAUUGAGAAUCUCGGGGACACUAUUACACAAAAGUCGAUACCCCUUAGCUACACUCCGAGACGCCUUCUCAAGCACCCAGAGUACCCCAUGUUUUACACUAUCGAGGCAGAUAACAACACGCUGCCUCCUGAUCUUCGAGCCAAACUCAUCGCGGAACCGGGUGUUGUAAAUGGCGACGCCCGGAUCCUCCCACCUGAUGAGUUUGGAUACCCUAAGGGCAAGGGCCGAUGGGCUUCAUGCAUCAGUGUCAUCGACCCUUUAUCCGAGGAGCAACGGGUCUUACAGACUGUUGACCUCGAUAACAACGAAGCAGCCGUAAGUGCUGCGAUCGUGUCUUUCGCUAGCCAGGACAACGAAAGUUUCCUCAUUGUCGGCACAGGCAAGGAUAUGGUUGUCAACCCCCGCCAGUUCUCUGAAGGCUACAUUCAUGUCUACCGUUUCGGCGAGGAUGGCCACGAACUGGAGUUCAUUCAUAAAACCAAGGUCGAGGAACCCCCUUCGGCGCUCCUCGGCUUCCAAGGAAGGCUACUUGCCGGAAUCGGCAAGACCUUGAGGAUAUAUGACCUGGGUCUGAGACAGAUGCUUAGAAAGGCUCAAGCCGAUGUGGCUCCGCAGUUGAUUGUGUCACUGAGCACACAAGGAAGUCGUAUAGUUGUCGGCGACGUCCAGCACGGCAUCACCUACGUCGUCUACAAGCCUACCACCAACAAGCUUAUCCCCUUCGUCGAUGAUACCGUCUCCCGAUGGGUCACCUGCACUACUAUGGUCGACUACGAAUCAGUUGCUGGAGGCGACAAGUUUGGCAACAUGUUUCUUGUCCGCUGCCCAGAGAAGGCAAGUCAAGAAGCCGAUGAAGAAUCUGGCGGUUUGCACCUUCUCAACACGAGGGACUACCUCCAUGGCACCCCCCACCGCCUCAACCUCCUCGGCCACUCAUACACCCAAGACGUUCCCACCAGCAUCACCAAGGCGAGUCUGGUUGUCGGUGGCCAGGACGUGCUUCUAUGGAGCGGUAUCAACGGCACCAUUGGCGUCUUCAUCCCUUUCGUCACGCGUGAGGACGUCGACUUCUUCCAGAACCUCGAGCAGCAUAUGCGAACCGAGGAUGCGCCGCUUGCCGGCAGGGACCACCUUAUGUACCGUGGCUACUACGUUCCCGUCAAGGGCGUCAUCGACGGCGACCUGUGCGAGAGGUACACUCUCUUGCCCAGCGACAAGAAGCAGAUGAUCGCCGGCGAGCUAGAUCGCUCAGUGCGAGAGAUUGAAAGGAAAAUCUCAGACAUUCGUACUCGGUCCGCCUUUUAA